UGUUCAUCGACCGAAUGAGACAGUGUUAUAUAACCACACUACUUGCGCUGAAAUAAAACAAAUAAACAUGUAUGAUCGAGCUCCCAGACUGACAUUAAACAGCAGCACGUCCCAUGUUGGACAAGGAUCUUAUAAUAUCAGCAGAUCUCUCGUCAGUAAAGUCGACUCUUACGCCCCGUUCCUCUCGCUGUGCAGAAGAGAUCAAGGGUUCCUGAGGUCCAGCAGUGAUCUGAUCUGUCCAGGCCCGGGACAGUACAACAGUGACAUCAUCAGGAGUCGUAUUGUGGGAGGAAACAGUCUUCAUAACCGAUCCAAACGGUUUGAGGAUGUGGUGUCAGAUGUUCCAGGACCAGGAGCGUAUGAUGUUUCACCCGCAGGAAAGAGAACUAAUCAUGCAGAGAAAAGCCAGAGGCAGGGUCUCUCUAAAGGAGUGAAGUUUCUUUUGAGUCCUGAUGCACCAUCCAUACCUUCUCCAGGUCAGGCGUUUGGAUACGAAGAAGACCCUCAGGGUGUCCUACACAGAUUCAAUCCCCCCAUCAAAGACCAGACCCUCGGCCCGGCCUUCUACAGUCCCGCACCGGAGGAGCUCUUCUCAUCUCAGAAGUAUAAAGGUGUGAACUUCAGCCGAAUGAUGGGCCGGAGAGAUCAGGUGAAGGAUGGAGACGUGCCUGGACCAGGACAAUAUGAACCACAGGAGGAUCACACAGCUCUUUAUGAGAAUGUAAAUCUGAGGCGAGAACAGAGAGGUCGACCAGAGCUGAUUCUCCCUCGAUAUCAUGAGCUGAUCGCUCAACAGGAGGAGAAGAAGGGUGUCCCGGGUCCAGGACAGUACCACAUACAGAGUCAGUUUGAGAGAGCCAGUUAUCCACAUGGAGUGUCAAAUCCACCAUUCCUCUCUCAAGCUCAGAGGUUCAGUCCAGUGAAAGAUGAAGCGCCCCCUGUAGGUGCGUAUGAUGACCCGCGCGGUGCUCUGGACGCUCUGAAGAAACCCAGAGCAGUCAAUAAAAGCCCUUUUGGCCUGAGCGCUGUGCGAUUCCUUCCAGAAAACAGAGUAAACGCAACACCAGGUCCCGGUUCUUAUAACGUGUAUGACUAUAGUUUGGCUCAGGAGAGUUUAAAGAAAGCAAAUCUAAAGGGCAAAAGAAACGGAGCCUUCGGCUGUGUCGCACCACGACAGCUUUUCCACCUCAGUAAAGAAGAGACGCAGAGCCCGGGACCGGCAUGUUACAAGGUGAAGACAUAUGAGGAGUUAUAUAAGAAACGGAGCAGCGCUGCUUUUAAAUCAGCCACAGAAAGACUCGCGGGGUCCCUGUGUGCUCAAGAUACGCCUCCGCCGGGCUCAUAUAACGUCUGCGAAUCAUUCGAGAAGAUUCACGGCCCCCGUCACUACAGCGAGCCGCGCAGCGAGAACGCCAGAAACCGACACAGUAGCUUCCUGUCUGCUGCCCCCAGAGACCUCACCUUCGUCCACAGCGACCCUCACAUCCCCGGUCCAGGUCAUUACAGUCCAGACGUGAAAUCAAGCUCGACGUUAGCCCUGAUCGGCUCAAAAGAAGAUCGCUUUAAAUGCUCGAAAGACAUCAGCCCUGGACCGGGAGCGUAUGAGUUGAGUCCGGUCUUGAAGGACACGGUUCUGAAAGGCACUUUCAACGUGACACUUCACAACCCUUUAACCUCCAGCGCUAGAUCUUUACAUUCACUGAGAUCUCUGAGAAAACCUUCCGCUCACAGUGGUGCACAACUCUGAGGUCAAAGGUCACAGACUCUAAACAGGCCUGGUCUAAGCUUCACCCAUUAAACACACGCUUCCCGGGAGGUCCCGACACACACGCACCUCUUUAUGGGUGAUAUAUCCCCCUGCGCUCACGGCACAUAAAUCAGGAUUCUUUAAUGCCUUUGAUGUUUCAGGGUUUUUGUGCGUCAUAAAUUCUCAGCCCUGCCCACAAUAACACAACGCUAAUGUAGCCAGAUCUGAACACACACACACACACACACACACACACAGGUCUCGUUGUGGUUCUACACAGCCUUUUAAUCUAAUUAAGCAUUUACACAGUGUCAUUAUUCAGCAGACAGCAGCGGGCUGGGGGAGGAAUUGAGAGAAAGAGAGAGAAAGGAAGGUUUUAGCUCUUUAUUGAACGGACUUGUUUUACAUUUGCAAGCUAAUUGAAUCAGAUAAAUCACUGUGUCGGACGCUCUCUCUCUUUCUCUCUCUUUCUUUCUUUCUGUGUGUUUGUGUUGUGGAGCGUCAGGACUUUAAAUCUACUAUUUUAAAGUUUCUAAAUCCUUGAGGUGAAAGUGGCGAAAAACUGAAAAUCUUCAAAGGAAAGAGACAUUAUGAAAUGUAUAAAAUAUAUGUAUUUUAUAUAGAAUAAUAUUUUCAAAUAUGAUGUUUAAAAUAAAAUUACUGGCACUGA
Triplophysa dalaica is the source of this 2417-nucleotide messenger RNA. It is a transcript of the gene stpg2, whose product is annotated as sperm-tail PG-rich repeat containing 2. The record is from RefSeq and is a predicted model, not a curated record. Lineage: Eukaryota; Metazoa; Chordata; Actinopteri; Cypriniformes; Nemacheilidae. The transcript is spliced from 14 exons. The coding region runs from base 68 to 1747 and encodes 559 amino acids.